Plasmopara halstedii is the source of this 1398-nucleotide messenger RNA. RefSeq names its product mitochondrial-processing peptidase subunit beta. The record is from RefSeq and is a predicted model, not a curated record. The coding region runs from base 1 to 1398 and encodes 465 amino acids. Gene Ontology annotation, biological process: proteolysis. Gene Ontology annotation, molecular function: metalloendopeptidase activity; metal ion binding. Lineage: Eukaryota; Oomycota; Peronosporomycetes; Peronosporales; Peronosporaceae. Gene Ontology annotation, cellular component: mitochondrion. The transcript has 2 exons.
AUGUCAAAGCUGAGACUUGUGCGCCGGCCGCUCGCCCGUGCUCAGUCGUCUGUAGCAUCUUCCGUGUCCAACUAUCCGUCCUAUGUGCUCAAUGCGCCUGCUACUGAAGUGACGACGUUGCCGAGCGGACUGCGUGUGGCUUCCGAGGGCUCACACGGUGAGACGGCUACCGUGGGCGUAUGGAUCGGCGCUGGCUCCCGCUACGAGACAGCUCAGAACAAUGGUGCCGCCCACUUUUUAGAACAUAUGGCCUUUAAGGGGACAAGCAAGCGCACGCAGCAGCAGCUAGAACUCGAGAUAGAGAAUAUGGGGGGUCAUUUGAACGCUUACACGAGUCGCGAGCAGACUGUAUAUUACGCUAAAGUCUUCAAGAAGGACGUGCCUUGUGCCAUGGACAUUCUUAGCGACAUUCUUCAAAAUUCUAAGCUUGAUGAGGCUGCAAUUGAGCGUGAACGCGAUGUCAUUUUGCGCGAGAUGGAGGAAGUUAACAAGCAGCAGGAAGAGGUCGUUUUUGACCGCUUGCAUGAAACGGCCUUCAUGGGCAACGGCCUUGGCCGCACAAUUCUUGGUCCGAUUGAGAACAUCCGCAAUCUCAAAAAGUCAGAUUUGCUGGACUACAUUGCUACGCACUAUACGGCUCCACGUAUGGUCAUUGCCGGUGCAGGGGCCGUGGAUCACUCUCAGCUAGUGGAUCUAGCUCAAAAGUCGUUUGGUGAUCUCCCUACGACGCCAGCCGUGGCCCCUACGCUUAAACCCGUACGCUUCGUGGGAUCGGAUGUACGAGUGAAAGAUGACAGCUUGCCGCUAGCUCACGUUGCCAUCGCUUUUGAAGGCUUCGGCUGGACCAGUGAGCAUUCAUUUCCGCUUCUUAUCAUGCAGACACUGCUUGGCAGCUGGGACCGCACCUCUGGUGCAGGCAUGAAUAUGUCUUCUAAGCUGGGCCAAGUAGUUGCUGAGAAGGAGCUUGCCCACUCUUACAUGUCCUUUAACACAUGCUACCAGGACACGGGUCUUUUUGGUGUUUACGCUGUUGCCGAUAAGUACAAGUUGAAUGACUUGACGUGGUACACUAUGGAGGCGCUUGUUCGCCUUGUUCACAAGACUUCUGACGAGGAAGUUGAGCGUGCUAAAAUACAGCUCAAGGCCAACAUGUUAAUGCAGCUCGACGGCUCAUCGCCUAUCUGCGAGGACAUCGGCCGUCAAAUGCUAACUUAUGGCCGCCGUAUGACACCUGCCGAGAUAUUUGCUCGCAUUGACGCUGUGGAUGCGGGCGCAGUUCGUAUGACAGCUGAUGAGGUUAUCAAUGACAAGGAGCACGCUCUCGCCGCAACUGGUCCCAUUCAUGAGCUGCCGGACUACAACUUCAUUCGCCGUCGCUCAUACUGGUUACGAUACUAG